Henningerozyma blattae CBS 6284 is the source of this 897-nucleotide messenger RNA. RefSeq names its product Rrp7p (gene RRP7). Gene Ontology annotation, cellular component: CURI complex; UTP-C complex. Bases 1 to 897 code for a protein of 298 amino acids. The transcript has a single exon. Gene Ontology annotation, biological process: ribosomal small subunit assembly; rRNA processing. The record is from RefSeq and is a predicted model, not a curated record. NCBI's taxonomy places the organism in Eukaryota, Fungi, Ascomycota, Saccharomycetes, Saccharomycetales, Saccharomycetaceae.
AUGUCAGCAAAAAAUAGUGGUGUUUCGAAAACAGAAUCUAUGAAGAAUGGCUUUAUAGUAGUCCCAUUUAAACUUCCAAAACAUAAAAGUCUGAAAGAAAAGACACCAUCAUAUCAUUAUAUGUUUAUAAAAAAACACCAAACAAAACUAGAGGAAGAAAGUAAUUCUUUAUUUUUAGUAAAUAUACCACUAUUAGCAAAUGUUGAAAGUUUAGGCUCUAUCAUGAAGAAAAUUUGUAAUCAAUAUGAUACAGUGGCACAUGUAGAGGAUCUUCUAUAUAAUGAUGAAUUUGGUUUACAUGUGGUAGAUUUAUCCAGCUUAACUUCAGAUCUUAUGUCCACUGGUGACAUAUCUGAAAAAAGAUUUACUCCAAGAAAUACAGCACUAUUAAAAUUCUUAGAUGAAUCAAGUUUAAACAAUUGUUUUAAUGCAUUAAAAAAAUAUUCUAGUAUGAAAGAUAAAAGUAAACUAAUAGAAUGGGAAUAUACCUCACCAUCCCUUGCAACCUUUAUUAAUUUUUACAAGCCUUUAGAUGUUGAAUAUUUAAAGGAAGACAUUCAUUCUCACAUGACACUUUUCGAACAAAGAGAACAACAAGCCAAAGAAGAUAUUCAAAGUUCUAUUGUAGAUGAAGAUGGGUUUACAUUGGUUGUUGGUAAGAACACUAAGUCCUUAAACUCUAUUAGAAAAAAGAUUUUAAAUAGAAACCCAUUAUCCAAACAUGAAAAUAAAUUUAAACCUGCACCAAUUAAUAAAAAUGCCAAAGAAGAUUUCUAUAGAUAUCAAAUUAGAGAACGUAAGAAGCAAGAAAUUAAUGAAUUGUUAAGUAAAUUUAAAGAUGAUCAAGAAAAGAUUAAAAUAAUGAAGGCAAAGAAGAAAUUCAAUCCAUAUACAUAG